Messenger RNA from Porites evermanni, 1955 nucleotides. Lineage: Eukaryota; Metazoa; Cnidaria; Anthozoa; Scleractinia; Poritidae. The record is from the annotation of a GenBank genome assembly.
UGGGAACAGAUUACAAAGGACCCCUGGGUCCUCCAAGUAGUCUCCGGCUAUCAAAUAGAGUUUCUAGACAAUCCUGUACAACGAAACACCCCUCCUCCUAUCCCAUGUUCAUUGGACCAUCAAACCAUAAUAGAUCAGGAGGUUUGGGAACUGUUAUCAAGAGAGGCAGUCCAUUUCGUUCAACCCGACUCUCUACAGGAACCCGGAUUCAUCAGCUCCCUUUUUGUAAUACCCAAAAAGGGUGGGGGCCACAGGCCAGUGACAAAUCUAAAACCCCUAAACUGUUUCAUCCCAUACGAACACUUCAAAAUGGAGCCGAUCUCGAUUCUCCCUAGCUUUUCUAAGUUUCUUGAAAAGGUUGUUUAUAACCGUCUUUAUAAUUAUUUAAGUAAACUAGAAAUUCUGUGUGAUAAUCAAUUUGGCUUCAGGAAAAAUCAUUCAACUUCUUUAGCAUUGAUUGACCUAUAUGAAAAAAUCUCCCUUGCUCUUGAUCGCAAUGAACAUGCCGUUGGCGUUUUCCUUGAUCUUUCUAAGGCCUUUGAUACCGUCGAUCAUAAUAUUCUGCUUGACAAACUCGAACACUAUGGUAUACGUGGCGUGGCUCUGGACUGGGUUAGAAGCUACCUCUCCAACAGGUUGCAAUUCGUUCAAUUUAACGGUCAAUGCUCCUCUCCUCAAACUAUCUGCUGUGGUGUCCCCCAGGGAUCUAUUUUGGGCCCCUUGUUUUUCUUGCUCUAUAUUAAUGAUUUAAAUAAUGUAUCGUCGCUCGUCGAGCUGAUUUUAUUCGCUGAUGAUACUAAUUUAUUUAUGUCCCAUAAAGAUCCUGUCUACCUGGCAGCCUCACUCAAUUCCGAACUUAAUAAAUUAUCCACUUGGUUCAAGGCAAACAAACUCUCCUUAAACCUAAAGAAAACAAACUUUAUGUUAUUUAAGCCUAGACAGAAAAGGUAUCAUUUUCCAAUGCAAGUAUGCAUAAACGAACAGAGAAUCGAACAGGUUAAGGAAACGGUCUUCCUCGGUGUAGUCCUUGAUGAACAUCUGUCUUGGAAACCGCACAUUUCUCAAGUAGCUCGUAAAAUCUCGAAAUCAAUAGGUGUCAUUAAUAGAGCAAGAUUUUUUCUACCUAAACCGUGUCUAAAAACUCUUUAUUAUUGUUUAGUUUAUCCUUAUCUUCAUUAUUGUAUUAUUGUCUGGGGAUCUACGUACAAAACCAAUCUUCGCCGUCUUGUCUCUUUGCAAAAGCGAGUUAUCAGAAUUAUUUCUAAAUCAACUUUCGAUUCUCAUUCAGACCCUAUUUUCAAAGAAUUAGAGCUACUAAAACUUUCCGAUAUUAGACAGCUAGAAUUAGGUAAACUUAUGUUUUCUCUUAACCAUUCUCUUUUGCCUUCAAAGUUCAACAAUUAUUUUUCUUUAAACAAACAAGUCCAUAGCUAUGCCACUAGACACGCGAACGAUUUUCACCUUCCUUCUUGUAGAACAAACCUUCGUAAAUUUUCUGUCAGUUUCCAAGGACCUACUUAUUAUAACACUAUAGAAAAUGAUAUUAAAGAAUCUAAUUCUCUCCACUUAUUCAAAACGAAAUUGAAAAAAAAAUUAUAUAUGAAUUAUUAGUUAUAAAUCUUGUAGUAAAUAUAGUUAUAUUUCUUCCAUGUCUGAUAUUAUUUUUAUACUUAUUGUUACUUGUACCAUACCUUAUAUUUUGUCAACUCAGUCUAUGUAAUUAGUUAAUUUAUACUUACCUUCAUUGUAUUUUGCUUUCGAUCCUGGCCUUACCGUUACUGUUAACUUUAUUUUUACUCUGAGGGAGCCCAAUGUCUAUAAGCCCCAUGGUUUCUGUUUGGGCUUCCUCGCCACUUUCAUUUGCUUUUGUGUAACUGUCUUGUUUUAUCGUUAUUUGUAUUUUUUGUGGUAAAUCAAAUAAAGUUAAAGCAAAAUGGAGUCCAUACACAUGUUAA